Trypanosoma theileri is the source of this 387-nucleotide messenger RNA. RefSeq names its product tubulin binding cofactor A-like protein. The transcript has a single exon. Lineage: Eukaryota; Euglenozoa; Kinetoplastea; Trypanosomatida; Trypanosomatidae. Gene Ontology annotation, cellular component: cytosol; microtubule cytoskeleton. Bases 1 to 387 code for a protein of 128 amino acids. Gene Ontology annotation, molecular function: beta-tubulin binding. The record is from RefSeq and is a predicted model, not a curated record. Gene Ontology annotation, biological process: tubulin complex assembly; post-chaperonin tubulin folding pathway.
AUGUCUUCAUCUCAAGCAGAUGAUGGUAAUCGUUUUAUUGGACGUACAAAGCAAGUGGAAGAUCCGGUUAUGAAGAAUUUGCGAAUCAAGGUGAGCGGCCUUAAACGCAAUAUAAAGGAUCUGGAAUUUGCCAAAAAGGAGGUGGUUCGUGAAACAACUCGUCUGGAGACUAUAAAGCAAAGUGAUCCGGAUCGUGUUCCACAGCAACAAAAUGUUCUUGAGGAAGCACAGAUGAUGGUGCCCCACUCAGAAAACAGAAUUAGGACGGCCAUUAAAGAUCUCAGAGAUUUUUUGAAUGAAGAAGAUCUGAGUAAUAAGGAUGAUGCACUGGUACAGAGUGCACAUGAAGCCUUAGAGGCAGCAGAUCUUGCUCUGUCUCAGGCAUAA